Molecule: messenger RNA, 735 nt
Organism: Trichoderma atroviride IMI 206040
Lineage: Eukaryota; Fungi; Ascomycota; Sordariomycetes; Hypocreales; Hypocreaceae
Molecular function (GO): nucleoside triphosphate diphosphatase activity
Source: RefSeq, a predicted model, not a curated record
AUGCGCAGGCCGCUGCAGCCCCUUGAUAUCCCCAUUAUCAGGCAUCUCAACUCAAAGCGGGUAAUUCUGGCAUCUGCCUCUCCUCGGCGGAAGCAGCUUCUUCAGCAGGUCGGCUUCACUAAUCUGGAGAUUACUCCAUCAACCAAGCCUGAGGAUCUGGACAAAAAGGCAUAUGGCCCUUGGGAAUAUGUCGCCACUACCGCUCACAACAAGUGUCUGGACGUUUACACCACAAGCAUAGAGACCAGUCUUGCAUCUAUCCCCGAUCCCGCUCUGGUCAUUGCCGCUGACACCAUCAUUGUCACUCGUGAUGGACGCAUUCUGGAGAAGCCUCGGAGCGAGGCAGACCACAUUCGGAUGCUCAAGCUCCUGCGUGAUACGCGCAUGCACAGAGUUUUGACUUCAGUGACUGUGCUGGCGCCGCGAGAAGAUGCCAGGGCUCCGGGCUAUGACAUCCAAUCUCACACAGAGGAGACCAAAGUUUACUUCUGGGAAGAAGGCAAUGGACUGCCAGACGAUGUGAUUGAGGCCUACGUCAAAACCCGAGAAGGCGUUGACAAGGCUGGUGGAUACGGAAUUCAAGGCAUCGCAGGCAUGCUGUUGGUGGAGAAGAUUGAGGGAAGCGUUGAUAAUGUCAUUGGACUGCCUGUGAAGCGAACUUUGACCCUGGCGGAAAAGGUCACCUUCCAGCAAGAUCGUGACGAGUUUGACGAUGCAGGAUCAGCUUCAGAAUGA